Messenger RNA from Musca domestica (house fly), 5531 nucleotides. RefSeq lists its product as uncharacterized. The transcript is spliced from 11 exons. NCBI's taxonomy places the organism in Eukaryota, Metazoa, Arthropoda, Insecta, Diptera, Muscidae. Bases 109 to 4767 code for a protein of 1552 amino acids. Gene Ontology annotation, molecular function: voltage-gated calcium channel activity; channel regulator activity. The record is from RefSeq and is a predicted model, not a curated record. Gene Ontology annotation, cellular component: postsynaptic density membrane; AMPA glutamate receptor complex. Gene Ontology annotation, biological process: neurotransmitter receptor transport, postsynaptic endosome to lysosome; transmission of nerve impulse; neurotransmitter receptor internalization.
UUGUUCGUGUGGGCCUUUUAUUAUAGCUGUGUUCAUUAUUAAACUCCCUCGUCUAGUCUAUAAGCCGGAGGGUGACGGUGUUGGAGAGGCCAAGAUAAACUCAAAAUUAUGCGCGAUUAUCCCUCAGUGCCAAAUGUUUUUCGUGUGGCAUCCUCGCACAGUGUUGACACAGACUCAGUUGCUGUAGUAGUUGGGCCCGGCAACGGUGAUAUAAAAACGGCAAAUGCUAAUUUUUCCGCAGGCCAGUUAAGGCAACACAAACAAAAACAGCAACAACAACAGCAACAAAAUGGCAAUAUUAGUGGUCACCAGCAGCCAUUAGUCAAGUCCAGUGGUAACCCGCACCACCAUCCCUCGACUGCAGUAAUAACAGCAUCAGCAUCAGCAUCAUCGAAAUCAGCAACUUCAAAUCAUGGCUCAGCUUCAGUGGCUGCAGCUGGGGCGACAGCCGCAUCAACACCAACACCAACACCAUUGUCUACGUCGGCGUUUUUAUCAGUAUCUUCGACAAGUCUAUUGAAAACAUUCGGACCAAAUAAAUCCAGCGAUGAUUCCCAACAACGUCAGCAACAGCAACAAUUCAGACAGACGGCACACGCUUCCAUAGAGACGCCAGCUAGCAGUAGUGGUCUGCUGGGCACGUCACAAUUGUAUCUGCAUUCACCCUAUGCCACAUUGCCAAGGAAUCCCAUUAAUAUUUCGCAAUCGUCUUUGUCACUGCAUUCGGUGGCGGCGACCAAUGGUGGUGACAUCUAUGCUCGACAACAGCAACAUCAGCAGCAACCAUCCCACAAUCAUAUUUCUUUAAAUUCCAACCACAAACAGAAUUCAAUUGGCAAUAGCAGCACAAAUAUUGCAACAACAACAACACCGGCACCAAAAAACAACAAUACUCCGCCAGACACCACUAAUGAGGGCAAAAUGAUGGGUGUUAUAAAUACAAUUUCCGGUAGCAUACCCUCGACCGGUUUCCCGCCCAUCGACCAUGGUCACACCAACGCCACAAUCGGACCAACACACAUGGGUGUGAAUGGACGCACCAUGUCGGUGGCCAGUGAUCUAAAUCAACGUGACUUCCGACAAGUUCCAGCACCUGCACAACAACCAACAACAAUAUCCAAUCUGGAGGAAUUUACACCCUACCGACGUUCGGUUGUACCACCCUGCACCUCAACCAUGGAACGUAAUACUGGAGGAUAUUUAUGGAUUAUAACACCUGUUGCUGCCAGCAUUUCUGUGGCAAUUGUCAUUGCAGCACUCGCCGGACCUCAGUGGCUAUUUACAGAAGAGAAACAACCGAAUACCAAUUACAACGGCACCGCGAACUUUAAUGUCCUGGAUGAUGGUGCCUUUAUUACGCGUUACACCAAAUCAAGUCUUUGGAUAAUCUGUUCAACGGUUCAGGGGCUCAAUCUGGAAACAUAUAACUGUGUUAAAAUCGACUACUUUUCCAAGGAAGGCUAUCAGCCGGAUCCGCAUGAUUCUGCCUCAGCUAUUCCAUAUACUGUUACCAAGUCAUGUCCAUUCUUUUUGGCUUCUGGCAUUGUGUUGCUGCUGAGUUUCAUUGUGUUCCUGAUACCAACCUGUUCGCAUCAAAAUAAUUUAUAUUACUUUAGUGCCGGUAUUAUGUUCAUUGUGUCAGGUUUGCUGAUGCUCAUCGGUCUGAUUGCAUACAUAUCCAUAUUGAAGGCUGAAAUUGGGUCAAAGUUGCGUCCAAGGUCGUCGCUGCAACCGCCCAUGUUUAAGGUCACCUACGGUCAGAGUUUCUUUUUGUUUGUCUUCGGGUUUAUAGCGACCGAAUUUGUGGGUCUGCUCAACAUUUUUCUCUACAUCAGUCUGCAGGAAGCCGGCUAUUAUAGUCGCCUACCAUGCUUCAGCAUUUCAAACCUGCAGGAGAAAAUCCGUGAAGGAGAAAACCGCCAGAAACGCAAACCCAAAGCCAAUAAAAAUACCUAUAAAAGUUAUAAACAUGAACUCGAUAAGAAGCCAAUAGAUCGUAAACGUCACGGACAGCAAAACAAGAAACGUCAAGUUCGUGCUCAAGAAUUGGAAUUGGAUUCAAAGAAGCUGCUGAAAAAUAUGACACAAAUGAGCCGUAUUGAAGCUGUUGCAGCUGCGGCUGCUUCGGGAAGACGUACUGCUGCCGAGAUGUUUGAUAAAGAAGUACCCUUAGCAUGUCGGAAGCAUCCCAAUGGCCUGGGAUCAACAAUGUAUCUCAAUGAGUUGGAGAGGAGAUACUACUUUGAAAAGAAUUCCGACCAAGCAAUGUCGAAUAAGUGUAAUUUGCACUCGAAAAAUUUGGCAAAAUCUCUAAAUGAACUUUAUUUGGAAUCGACGCUACCACCGCCACCACCAUCUGCCAUACGGAUGGGUGGUGCCGGGCUCCAGCAGCGACAACGGCAGCAGCAUCAACAUCGCUCCCAAUAUCAGUUGCAAAUCCAAACACUGCCACGACCGCCACAACAAUUUAGCGAUACACCGCAAGAGUUUCCUCUGACGCGAAGUGUUUCCACAACAACGGAGAUUUAUGCCACCCACAAUGUCAGCUUUGCCGCUGAUUUAAGUGAGAAGGCGACAACCGCACAGAACAACAGCGGCAACAACAAAACUUCCUUGCAGGAACAAAAGAAUUCCGCCAACAGUGGUUUCGGCAAUCGAAGACGUAAUGUGGCAACCAACACGAGAUACAACAGCAGCACAAACAGCGAUAGCGAGACUCAAACAAAUGUUGCUCUUGGCACUGAAAGAAGUGGCGCCCAACAACAGCACAGCAAUAACAAGAAAAACUUAUACAAUAAACAACAACAACAACAGCACCACCAAACCAGCUACAAGUUUGAUGAACAACAGCAGCAGCAACAACAACACAAACGUGGCCAUCGUGGUGGCCCUGUCCAUCAGAAUAAUGGCAAUGUUGACGUUGAAGAUGAUGUUGAUGUUGACCACAAAGAUCAGGCCAAUGUGGAGGAUGACAAUGAUGACGCCGACGAGGAGCAGCCCCAAAAACUAUGUGGCCUCAGAAGGGGUAUUCGCAAGACCAAAGAUGAACUCUUCGAAGAGUUCUGCAAACGGGCUGGCGUACGUCCAAAGCCCAAGAAUAUUUACUACAUUGAGAACGAUGACGACGACGAGGACGAUGGCAUCCUGGAGGAGGAAGAGACAGGCCAUAGAAGAGACAUGAAUGCAUCGUUGGCCAGCGGAGGAAUGAAUCACAAAAUGUUUCGUUCGAAACCCAACAUACGCAACGCCAGUUCGAACCAAAAGCCAUUGGAUGGCCGUAAGAAAGUUCACGACAAACUAAGUGAAUACCGUGCCGGUGCAAAUGACAGCAAUGCCAGUGGAAAAACUCGGGAAAAUAAUCACAUUUUUCUGACGGCAGGAGGAGAGGCCGAGAGAGAUAAUGACGAUGUUGUCGAUGAUGAUGAUGAUGACGACGAUGAUGCCAACAUGCUUGGCGGCCAUGCCGCUGCUGAGGAUGAAAACGACGAUGAGCAUGGUUUUAAGAAAUUGACCGAAAAUGAAGACCAUUUAUAUGUGAUUGAUGAUAACAUCCAUUUAAUGCCAUCGUCAGCACUGCGAAACAAUGGACGUCGCGCAUCGAUGUAUGUUGAACCCAAUCAUAUGAGACGUCUUAACUCGAAUUUGUCACUUCACGCCCUGUACACACCCCUGCCUGUUCCGAAACCCUUGUAUGACUUUGAAGGCUCCCAUGGCGUUGGAGCGAAUAGCGAUUAUGCAGCCACCGCAUUUCCUUUGCCGCCACAUGGCAGUGCAACGGCACAUCAUUAUAUGACUCGUGAUGUCUAUGGUGGGUCACAGAAUCGUUUGCACCACCACCACGCCGACUAUCAGCAGCAGCAACAACAACAACAAAUGAUGUAUCAAAGCCGUACCACAUUGCCGAGGGCAUUGGUGAAACGAAGUACCGAUUCGCAGGACAGUAUAGCCUCAGCGUUAAGUACUAGUCAAUUGCACAAUAUUUACAGUUCCAGCCAGCAACGGUUAACGAAUCUUAUGAUGCAACAUCAACAACAACAGUUGCAGCAGCAACAACAACAGCAUCAAUUGCAACAGUUGCAGCCACAGAAUCGUUAUUUAAGCCUUUCUCGCGAGCAGGAUGUCUAUAGUUCCAGAUAUGGCCUACACAAGUCAAAUGAAGAGCUAAAUGGACACUUUGUUCAACAGCAGCACCAGCAGCAGGCCAUGUUUUUGCAGCCACCUCAUCAAAUACAGUAUGCCCAGCAACAACAACAGCAACAUCCUCAUAUGAGCUCUUCUUUAAAACAACAACAGCCAGUGGUCCAGUGGCCAAGUGCCAUACCUUCAUCACCCUCCAACUUUCGCCUGUACGGAGUUGGGGCACCACCCACAGCGACUGUUGUUUCCUCUCAGAAUUCCAAUCAUGCCAUAUUAACACGCUCCCAAAGCGGAGGUGGUAAUGGCACAGCUGGCGGUCAUGGUCCCUCAAAAUUCCAAAGAGCUUACGCCUUCGAUGAACAACGCCGACCAAGUGUCAUGGUUGGUGGUGAUGCAUUCGAUUUGGAUGAAAUUGAAAGAGAAAGGCGACGCUCGCAUGCCAGCCUAUUUGCGGGAAUGGGAAUUGUCAACGGUAGUCCAACUGUUAAAACAAGCGGCUCCGGUGCUGGUACAGGAUCUACGCUAGUUGCAGCUGUACAAAGUGGACAUGUAAAGCCCGGUGGUGGUGGCAGCAGCACCAGUACGGGGCAUCGUGACCAUUAUGAUAUGAUUAAUGGUACAGCUGUUUAGAGACCAAAGAAGAGAGGGAGGUCUUCCUCAAGGUUUCCCAAACAAAGAGCAGAAUAUUGCAUUUAGAGGACCUUCUAUUGGUACUUCAACAAAGUUUUUGAUAAAACCCCUAAAACUUAGAAUUGGCUUUAACAUCUCCCCGCCUACCCUCCCCCAUUCAAAGUAAAGCAAAAAAAAAAUAUUGUACACUGCCAUUAGAUUUAGAUUGAAUAUCCUUGAAAACAUACAUAUAUGUAUGCCGUUGGAGGAACAGGACAAAAGCCAAGCACCAAUUUGAAGAUAUUUUAUUUCACCGCUUCAUUUCAUAUUAAAAAUUGUGGUUUUGUUCGGUAUUUCCAUGGUAACAAAUGAAAUCAUCAAAGCUGAUAUUUUGAAGUUACGCUCAUCAGAAAUUGUAUCCCUUUCAGCCGCUACAUCCCUCCAACCACAGCAGCGAAUGAAUUUAUCUAGUAUUCAUAAAAAAGGAUGGGUUGACCAGAUGCAUGGACUUUUUUGUUGUGAAUAUUAAGGUGGUUCUUAGUCACUGUAAUGGAAUGGUUUCAGAUCUAAGUUUAACGGUCGUGUGAUGUGAUGCAAUGAUUUCACUCGCUCAUUUGCAUGACUUUCAAGGAAGUUGCGAUUAUUUCAUAUUUUUCAAGAAGAUUGGUGGAGACAUGUCAAAUGCCCGAUAAACGUGCCAUAAUACCGUUUGCAUAAAAAUGAAGGGGUGAGAAAAAACCUGCAAAAAAGUCAAACGCCAUAAUUUUUAAAUUGAUUUUUAAAUU